AUGGCAGCUGGUGCAGACCUGGCAGCUGUGAAAGUUCUUUGCAAAAAUCUACAGCCGACCAGAGAGAGCAUCAAUCAGGAUUUGGGUCCCUUCCUGGAAGAUUUGAAGUCUAGCCCUCGGUUUGGCACUUCACUCUUGAGCAAAUUGGCACGUCGCAAGAAGCUCCGCCAUGUGUCUUUGGUCUUGGAUGCUUUGUUGAGAAAUCGCUGCGAUGUGAAUGCAUUUCACUAUGGCGUCUCCAUCAGUGCCUUCGAAAAGGCCGAGAACUGGGAGAGGGCGCUGCGGCUGCUGCGUCAAAUGGAUGUCGUUCGGGUGGAGCCGAACACUGUAACCUACGGCGCUUGCAUCAGUGCCAUGGAGAAGUGUGGCCAGUGGAAGCGGGCAGUCGAUUUGCUGGCAGAGAUGGUUCGAAGAGGCGUUGAGAAAAAUGUGAUUACUAUGAGCGCAGGAAUCAGUGCUUGCUCCAAAGCGGGGCAAUGGCACUUGGCCAUGGACCUUUUACAUGGCAUGUGCAAAGAAAAGAUCGAUCCGGACACUGUGGCAUUCAAUGCUUGCAUCAGUGCUUGUAGCACCCAGUGGCUGUUGGCACUGGACUUGUUCCGGCAGAUGUCAGGCUUUGGGCUGCAGCCUGAUGUCAUCUCUUUCAGUGCAGCCAUCGCAGCGUGUGAGGAAGGGCUGAAGUGGGAGCAAACUUUGGGCCUCUUUGCAGAUAUGCAAUCGAAGCAAGUGGAUUUGGAUGAUUUCAGCUAUAACGCACUUAUCAGCUCCUUCUCGAGUGCAAGCGAGUGGCAAUACGCACUUCAUGUGCUACAGGAAAAAGCUGCUAGUAAUUUUGACAUGGACAUUCAUGCUUGCAGUGCUGCUGUCAGUGCGUGCGAGCGCACAGGACAAUGGCAGCAUGUCCUGGAGUUGUGGCCCGUUCUCCAGGAAGUCCAAGAAAAAGCCAACAGCCAACAGAAGAAGCUUUAUGAAUUGACUGAAACUGGACCGACCCACAUCACACGUCAUUUGAAGCGAUCACUUGAAUGGCAGUGGGCUGUGGGGUAUCCUUUCUUGGCAGCCAAAGAAGAGCAGAUGACCCAUGGUUUUUACAAGUACAUUGCAGGAAUGCAAGCUUUAUGUGCUCGGGAGCUGCUUGAAGUGGUACCUCGCGCUGAAAGUGUCAUGGACAUGUUUUGCGGAUCCGGCACAGUGCUGGUGGAAGCCUUGCGUGCUGGAAAACAUGCAAUCGGUACCGACGUCUCCCCUUUGGCACUAUUGGUUGCAACGCAUCACACUGAUGCAGCUCAUGUUGAUCUCUAUGAUUUGUUGGAAGUUUCUUCAGAACUUGUUGCGUCCAUGGAAAGUGGGAACAAGGGCUGGCACUAUUUGAAGUCUGAAAUCUCUAAACUGAAGGAGAAGCCCUUGCGAGAUGUGUUGCAUUUCAUAUUGCUAGUGGCUCUUUCUCGUGUACAGGACGUAACUUAUCUUCACUCGUCUUCAAAAGGCCUCAACGAAGUACCUGAAGAUGGACUUCCUCCCUGCAUGUUCCUAGGAGUAGCUCGGCUGUAUGUCGCUCGUGUUCGGUCCCUUCGUGCCAGGGCUUUGGCUUCUCAGUGUGAAAUCUAUCGAUGCGACAACCGAGUCCUGAGACUUCAGGAACCGGUGGAUGCCAUUGUUACAGGACCUCCCUACCCAGGCGUCUAUGAUUAUCACUCACCAGCCAGCAGUUGUGCUGAUCUUCUUGGUGGAGAGACUCUCUAUGAUUUCUGCGCCCCUGGAUAUGGCAUUCAUGGUUCAAAGGCUCCAACCAAUAUUGAUAUCCCGGACGACUCAUCAUCAGCAACGUAUGCGCCAGGGAAAGAGAUAGGACAAAAUAGUUUGUGGCAGCAAGAUCCUGAAUUUGCGGACAAAUGGCAAGCAGAACAGGCAGAAUGGUUGGCUUCUGCUUUCGAGAACUUAAGGGACGGCGGGACUGCAACUUUGAUGAUAGGUGAUGGAGACUUGCAUUCGGCAGGAGACGGUGGCUUUGACAAUUUGCAGCCAACCAUCCAAGCUGCUGAACAGGUUGGCUUUCUUACCGUUGCAACAGCCACCAUCUCAGGGAAGAGCAAACAUCCCAAGCAGCCAAAAGGAAUGAAGCGCACAGAGCACAUCGUGCACCUACAGAAGCCAAGGAAGAGGCCAAGAGGGCUAAUAAGUGACAAGGCAAGUAGGAAGCCAAGUGUCAAACCCAGAUGAUGUUUGACCCUGCUUGAGCGCCUCGAGAAGCUUGGAGACGGGCUCGUCAAAGUAGCGAUCUUCCGCUGAGAGUUGCCUGGCCAAGUUGUGUUCACUCUGCACACGUGUUCAAUCGAUCAGAUUGAGAUGUUCUCACACUGCUCGUGGGAUUGCGACCACUUGACGACGGACGACGACGGGACAUGGCUAAUGAUGACUCAGCUUCACAUCUACACAUCAAUUGACAGCGCCCGACCAAAGUGUUUGCCAAA
This is a messenger RNA of Cladocopium goreaui, 2471 nucleotides long. Lineage: Eukaryota; Dinophyceae; Suessiales; Symbiodiniaceae. The record is from the annotation of a GenBank genome assembly.